Molecule: messenger RNA, 1299 nt
Organism: Nematocida ausubeli
Lineage: Eukaryota; Fungi; Microsporidia
Exons: 1
Coding region: 1-1299 (432 amino acids)
Source: RefSeq, a predicted model, not a curated record
AUGGUACUUUCAAACUAUUCUAUAGACGCAUACUACAAGAUGACAAGAAUUGCGAAUACAAUAUUCUUUCCACUUUUCUUGGUUUCUGUUCCCCUGUACUGCCUUGCUUACUACGGUGUAUUUAUUGGGUACCUAGUCUAUGAAGGGCCUGUGUAUCUGCCGGACUCUUUAUAUUGCAUAUCUUACUGUACGGUUCGGUGUUUUAGCUUAAUCUUGCUGGGGAAUGUUCUGGCUGCGUCUGUGUAUUCUGUGAUCAACUUAUUCUCGCCUUAUUAUUUGGCGAAGUGUGCUGCGUAUCUUAUAAGCCUGCUUACACUGCCUUUUAUCAUGCUGGUGGUUUAUUUGUCGGUUUAUUACGUGAGUGGGAGUAUUUGGGAGAAUGUUUUGAAUAUUAUACAGGGCUCUACGACAAUUAUGUUUGGGGGAGUGCUUGUUUCCUUGAUACCUCCAUUUUGCCGCAGGCGGGCGCACAGGAUGGCAGGCAUACUUUUGUCUGGGAUGAAUGCAUGUAAGAUUGCCGUGCACUCUGUUAUUUGGGAGGCAGCACAUUUAUCUUUUGUGCCAGGCGGGUUCAGUCUGCUGUAUUUGGUGAUCGUGCGGAUGCACUGGAUGUGGAUGAGCUCAAUUGAGGUCUCUGAAUUUGCGAGUUUCUGCCACAGGUUUAUAUGCAUAGGAUCUGGUGCCUUCAUUCGGAUAUAUUUUACGCUAAUUGUGUUCAAGCGAAUAUUCAAGGUGAAUUACAUUGAGAAACUAAGGCGAAAGCUGGUUCUGCUGUUUGCGAGUGGAUUUUUGUUUAGUAUUUUAGGGGCUUUGGUCACUGGAGAGUGUCUGCCCAUAGAAAAGUACAGCACAAUUAUUCUUCCUUUUUUGUUCUACGCUCUGAAGCUUUCUUUUUCGUACUGGGUGCCAUUUAAAGUGCUUCUUCUGAAUAAAUCCUUUGAAGAUGUCUCUGUCAUUAGUAAAAGAAGCUGGAUGAAAAACAACAAAAUGCACUUUGUGUAUUUUGAAGUGGGCAGGUGCAUAUUCAUGCUAUUUGUGACCCUUCUGCCUCUGUGCAUUACGUACUACAUAUUUGAAAGCUACCACGGAGACACGACAUCUGAGAUAUCGAUUACGCUUUCUUUCAUGCGAAUGACAUUUUCUUACCUGUUCAACGGGAUGGAGGCUGCUGUGCUUAUUAUUUACAUUGGGCAGCGUCUCUCUUUGCCACAAAAAGUCGCAAAGCGUGUCACAUAUACAGAUAUAAUCCACAUGUACAGGCCAUCCAUGUUUAUAGCGCACAGAACAGAGCCCAGUUAG